This is a messenger RNA of Sphenostylis stenocarpa, 999 nucleotides long. NCBI's taxonomy places the organism in Eukaryota, Viridiplantae, Streptophyta, Magnoliopsida, Fabales, Fabaceae. The record is from the annotation of a GenBank genome assembly.
AUGGAGCUGCAUCACAGAAAGUUGGGUCUACUUGACCCUCCAGCUCCUCCUUACAUAGAGGAUGGUUCGAAACAAAGCUCCGACAAACACAUCAAAAUCACAUACUUGAUCGUCUGUUUUUCCAUUGCAGCUGCUGCUUUCGUUGUUCUCUGCUGCUACGCCAUCUAUGCCAAGUAUUUCUCCCCUCGGAACAGGCCUGUGAGGAGAACCUUGUCACGGCCUCAAACUGAGGAAGAUUUCUUAGGCGAUGAAGAACAUGGCCCUGUGGUUGACCACCCCAUCUGGUACAUCCGCACCACCGGUCUCCAACAAUCAGUGAUUGGUGCCAUCGCCGUUUGCAAGUACAAGAAAGAUGAAGGCUUGAUUGAAGGGACGGAGUGUUCCGUUUGUUUGAGCGAGUUUCAAGAGGAUGAGAGUCUCAGGCUUCUGCCAAAGUGUAACCACGCUUUUCACUUGCCUUGCAUUGACACGUGGCUUAGAUCGCACACCAAUUGCCCCAUGUGCCGUGCUCCUAUUGUUACUGACCCCACAAGGGUUCCAUCCAUGGACCCUAAUGCUUUUGGUUCGAGGUCUUUUGUGGAGAUGGAGGUUUUGGAAAGUGAUGGUGGAGGUGAACAUGCCCAAGCUCAUGCUCAUGCUCAAGCACAAGAUGGUGAGGAUUUGUUGAGGGGUGAGGCAGAGGAAGAAGUUGAAGUGUGUGAAACUGAAAAUGUGGUUUCAGAAAUGGUGGCUGUGCAGCCAAGAAGAUCAGUGUCUCUGGAUUCGUCUUCUGCUGCUAAGAUCAGUCUUUCUCUUGCAACUGUGGUGUCAGGGGAAUCUCAUGGGAAUAAUUCAAAGAGGGUUUCUGGGAAUGGGAAUUCGGCAUCUAAAGGUGGUUGUAGUUCUUCUUCUUCAUCCACUAGUUCCAUAAAGAGGUCACGAUCCUUCAAUGCCAAACACUUAAUAUCAUGGUAUAGCCGCAGCCAGAGAAAGCCAAACGCUCCAUUGAGAAGCUUCUGA